GCCCCGUUCAAAGCAGGGGCAAGAAGGAGAUCGAGAAUCUUGUUUUUCGUUAUGUUUUUCUUUGCGGACAGCAAACAGAGAGGAGCAGAGGAAGAUUCUUAUUCGAAGAAGAAGACCCAAUCCGCAAAAGAGACGAUGGGAAGUCUUCAAAUUGACAUGGAUGAAUUUAAGAAGAUGCUCACAGACGCGUUUAACGCGACCUUCCAGCCCAAAUUUGAUCGAGUUUCUCAUCGAAUAGAUGAGUUUGCGUUGCCGAGAAACAAUACAACUUCGACGCCAAGUUUUACAGUACGUAAUCCAAUUCCAGAAGGGAGUCAAGACCAAGGAUUUGUAAUCAGACCUGCCCACGACUUGGAAGAGAGAGUUAGGAGUUUGGAUCGACGAACGUUGGCAUCCUCGCAAGGCAUUCCCGUCCAAACGUCCACCGGCGCUCAUCAUCUCUGUUUUCCUUCGUCAAAACAGAGCCCACAGCGUGGAGAAGUCGAUGCCGAGCUAGGGGAAGAGUCCAGCCACACCACCAGUGCAGACAUGGUCCAGGUAGCAUCAAGAAUCUUUACCCUGGAGUGGUUUGCGUCGAUUCAAGACCAACUACAGAAUCGAGAUCGACCAGCAACGCCCCUGCACUCGAGAAAACAGAGCAGGAGAGAGGGCGACUUCGUCGUAGAGAUCGGCGAAGAUUCGAACUCCGCCAUUGGUGCCAAAUCGAUCCCCACGACCCCAAAAACAUUGGAAGCUACUUCAUCGGAGAUGAACAGACCUGGAAUUGGAGAAUCGAUUCGCGUAAAACUACCUCUGUUCGUGAAGCAAACGGCCGACGAGGACCCUCUCUUGGGUGGAGCAAUCCAGCUCGAUUCGAGCAAAUCCAACGUUGUAGAAUCAUCACAGGAGGUAAGAGGAACGUGUAGAAUUCAACAAUUCGAAGAGAAGGUGCUUGGAUAUAAAACCCCCAAUUUCGAUUUGGUUUUUCUGGGUUGCGGACAUUCGAAUUCCGUCGACGGUGGGAAAGGAGAACUCGACGAAUUGAAGACAAUGGCGAUGCUUCGGGACUUGGGAAUGGAGCAGAACUUCAAUUGGAAGCCUGGAGAAGAGUUUGGAGUGCUUGAAUUGGAUGGGGGAUACUUGAAUCACAAACCCCCAAUUGUGCCGAGCAAGAACGAGUGUCGCACUGCUGUCCGACGACAUGGAAAUUGCUCGGAACGAAAUUCGGCAAAAUUGGUGGUCAAAGCAGGUUUAUUUCAACCACACAAAGCGUUCCCAAUAAAACUGCAAGCACCAACACAACUAGAUGCGAUUGAUGAUGAGAUUGAAGCUGCCAAAGUUGUGCCGAAAAAGAUGUUCGAGCAGGCUACUUUCGAUCCAAUUUGGGAUCGAUUCUGUGAUGAUUUUGACAAAAGGAAAGAUCAAGCUUUGAGGUCAAAGCUUUUUGAAGAGGGGGGGAGCCUGAUAUGAUCCCAAAUUGCCAACCAUACACGUUUUUAUUACUUGACAAAGAAGCUAUCAAGGUUGGAAAGAAGAAGGGCAGAAUUUGGCCAAGUCAAAAUCCGUGUUCAGGGUACAUACUUUGGAGGCAUGGUUCUCUCAAUUGGCUUGGUGGAAAUUCCAUUUUAAGAGUUUGUUUUGCAGAUAAAGUUGCCACCUUUCCAAUGGUAUGCUUUGUGGAUCCAGAUAAUAUCAUUAAGGUUUUUUUCCAAGGCCUCAAAGUUGCUACCUCAAAACUGGAAAACUGCCAGAAUUUGGUUAAGGCAGAAACUGUGUUCAAGAAGCCUACUUUGGAGCUCCAUUCCAGAAGCAUGGAUGAGAUUCGAGUCCAGAGGCUUAUACCACAUGAAAGUAGGUAUGUUCUACUACAAAGACAUGGCAUUGGAUGAUUGGAAGCUUACCUGGAAGGCUUUGAUCGAGAGGCUCAAAGAUGGCAUCAAAGCUGUUUGGUUACUUGGAGCUAAAGGCAGAUUUCUUUUCUUGUUUAGUUAGGAUUUCAUUGUUUUGGUAGUUUUUUUGAUUCCUUUUCGUAUUAGACUGUAAUUAGAAGUUUAUGGGACGUGUGUAACCCUAGCUAGGCCUAUUUAAGCUUUCUAUUUCGUUGUAAAACUAAGACUUUGUUGAAUAGAAAUCGAAACCGUUUGGUUUGUGCAAGUUGCGACUUGUUUUGGGUUUGGUGGAUUCCAAACUUGCUGAGCUUGUGUAUCGAUUGAAUAGUCACUUCAAUCGUGGUCGAGCAACUACCCUUUUAUACCAAUCGAGCUAUCCCCAGGUGUGGAUUUGUCCUUUUGGUUCCGUUUUAUCUAAGUUCGUAUUAAGAACGCUUCGUUCUUGAUUCGAGCUCAAUCGAUUCUUCAAUUGAGUCGUUAGCUGCGUGACUUUGAUAAUAUACACCCCCAGGGUUGUAUUAAAGUCUUACCUCGAUACCUUGGAGGAUCUGAUGAGGUCUGGAAAAUGCCCUACGAAACGCUUCUUUUGGGCUUGCUUGCUACUUGUUCUUUUCUAGGUCAGUACUGACUGUAUUUGUACAUAAGCGGCAGAAAUGGAACUUCUGUUUAUUUGGUUUGCAUAAUGUUAGGGUAAAAUUCAUGGGAUGCCACAUUCUAACGUAUCCCGGUGUUCUGGAAAUAUGAUUACAUAUUGUAUUUCUUAUUGCUUUUGCCGUCAAAUUGCUGAUCAUUCCCUUUCAUACAUUACAAAUUUUCGCUACAUUAUUUAUAUUACAUUACUAGUGUUUGUGCCUAGUAGAUACUAGGCGGUUUGCGGAGCUGGGGCGAGGCGCCUGUUCUUGGAUGUAGGGGAGUACUGAUAGUCUGCAAAACAGCGGUCCGGGGUGGUUCGCCCGUGACACUCUCCGAAGCUUAAGUUAGAGAGAGAAUGGGAGAGAUAAGAAUUUAUGUAGAGAGAUGGAUAGUAGUUGGUCUUACCAUUAAUGCACUCAACCUCUAUUUAUACCUGGUUUGAGGGUGGUUGGGGCAUUAAAUGCUAUGUCGGGCGCCUUGGACCUGGUCGGGCGUCUCGAGCAGGCUUUUUGGGUCAUGUUAGGCAUCCUGGGCAGGCUUUCAGCCUUUCUGCAGGCCGCCUGUGGCCGGCAAUAAAUGCUCAGUCUUGCC
Linum trigynum is the source of this 3092-nucleotide messenger RNA. The record is from the annotation of a GenBank genome assembly. Lineage: Eukaryota; Viridiplantae; Streptophyta; Magnoliopsida; Malpighiales; Linaceae.